Molecule: messenger RNA, 1469 nt
Organism: Mya arenaria
Lineage: Eukaryota; Metazoa; Mollusca; Bivalvia; Myida; Myidae
Product: adhesion G protein-coupled receptor L3-like
Exons: 13
Coding region: 54-1469 (471 amino acids)
Biological process (GO): cell surface receptor signaling pathway; adenylate cyclase-activating G protein-coupled receptor signaling pathway
Cellular component (GO): membrane
Molecular function (GO): G protein-coupled receptor activity
Source: RefSeq, a predicted model, not a curated record
UAUAUAAUGCAAGUCCUCACAAUUACAGAAAUAGUUUAUAUUUGUAUUGGAUAAUGAGUUAUUUUAGUAUGUUAACGAACUAUUUAGGACCAAGCUCAUGUGCUGCUUUCCUCGAAAACGGCAGAGAAUGGCCGGUAGCUCUUGACGGACAAAUAGCUCUGCAAAGAUGCCGUGACGGAUACCAAGGCGAUAUGUAUCGUCGUUGUCAAAAUGGCAUUUAUCUGAACCUCGUUAACAAUUGCACACGGAGAGCGAUACAAGAUUUACACGCUCAGGUGUUAAAUGGAUUCCUCAAUACCACAGAGGCUUUGUCGAGGUUAAAGCAGGAAACAACUAUAUUGACGACAGCUAACGAGAACUUACUAACAGCGGGCGAUCUACAGAAUAUUAUCCAGAUCCUUGAUAAAGUCAUUAAAGACAUCGAAGUCAAUUCUGCCACAAUCGUGAACGACACUGAUUGUUUUUUCGAAGUUACGAAUAAUAUACUGGAUGGAAAUUUGACACGUUCAUGGAGAAGUUUGAUUAAUGACAAUGGAGUUGGUGCUGACUCAGUAAUAAACACAAUCGACCGGUUUAUUUCGAAAGUUGUGAACUCGUCUCACGAGAAUUGGAACAAGACGUUCGACAAGCCUAACAUGUUUAUAGAAAUAGGGCAAGUUGACACAUGUAAAAUCAUUAGAUUUCCGUCUGCUGCCAAUACGACCGAUCAAAUCGUCGUCGGCUGUGGACAAGAAAUAGGUAAUAAAGUAUUUAGCGGUGGCUUGUUUAAAAACAUGUCGGGAAUGUUGCCUACCACUUCAAACGAUAUCGACUCGUUAAACAGUUCAAUCAACGGACCGGUCUUGUGCUUUAGUUUUCACGGACACCACCACAAGACUGAGAACGUCAGAAUAAGCUUCCAUGUAUUUGAUAGGAAUCUAACAGAUCCGUCCUGUUCAUUCUGGAAAACAAAUCAAAGCGGAAAAGGCCUUUGGUCUACUGAUGGAUGCAGUUUGGAACAAUUUAACAAAGAAAGUGGAACCGUGUCCUGUCAUUGUAACCACCUGACAAAUUUUGCUGUUCUUAUGAGCCCCGCCAGUACCUCUGAAACGGAAACUGUUCACCAUCGCCGCCUUGGAGUUUUGUCAAUUGUGGGAUGCAGUAUAUCUAUAAUUGGCUUGUUUCUUACAAUUACGACCUAUGUGUACUUCUGGAGGGCUGUACAUUCGCCGAGGUCAGUUUUGCUUGUCAACCUGUGUACGGUUCUACUUCUGGCUUACAUCCUGUUUCUGACGGGGGUGAACAGCACUUCACAUCAUGCCUUGUGCACGUCCAUUGCUGUUCUGCUCCACUACAUAUUUUUGGCUGCCUUUUUCUUGAUGCUAUCGGAAGGAUGUUUAAUUGCACAGAUGGUGCUCAGACCCUUUGACAAAAGGGUCGUUUUAAAAACAUUGCUUGGAAUUUCUUACGGUAUUUUAACUAUAAAUUAA